Molecule: messenger RNA, 1982 nt
Organism: Kogia breviceps (pygmy sperm whale)
Lineage: Eukaryota; Metazoa; Chordata; Mammalia; Artiodactyla; Physeteridae
Gene: RCOR1
Product: REST corepressor 1
Biological process (GO): negative regulation of DNA-templated transcription; regulation of transcription by RNA polymerase II
Cellular component (GO): transcription regulator complex; histone deacetylase complex
Molecular function (GO): transcription corepressor activity
Source: RefSeq, a predicted model, not a curated record
UAGUUAGUGCCAGUGAAGUGCGGGCGGCGAUGAGAGCGAAAGUUGCGCUCGGCUCGGCGCUGGGGGCUUGAAGCGGCUCCGCUCUCCGCCCGCUAGGGCCGCCCCAGCCCCAACUCGCGCCCGCGAGCUCCGGCCGCGCCCGCCCGCCUCCGCGCCCGCUCUCACCCCCCUCCCCCGGCCAGGCGCCCCCUCCUCAGGAGCAGCGAGUCCCCGCCACUUUCGCCCGCCCCGGGCCCCCGCCGAUGCCGGCCAUGGUGGAGAAGGGCCCCGAGGUCUCAGGGAAGCGGAGAGGGAGGAACAACGCGGCCAACGCGGCCGCCUCGGCCGCCGCCGCCUCGGCCGCCGCCUCGGCCGCCUCCGCCGCUGCCGCCGCCUCCUCGGCCGCCGCCGCCUCCUCGGCCACCGCCGCCUCCGCCUCGGCCGCCGCCGCCCCCAAUAAUGGGCAGAAUAAAAGUUUGGCGGCGGCGGCGCCCAAUGGCAACAGCAGCAGCAACUCCUGGGAGGAAGGCAGCUCGGGCUCGUCCAGCGACGAGGAACACGGUGGCGGCGGCAUGCGGGUCGGACCCCAGUACCAGGCGGUGGUGCCCGACUUCGACCCCGCAAAACUAGCAAGACGCAGUCAAGAACGAGACAAUCUUGGCAUGCUGGUCUGGUCACCUAAUCAGAAUCUAUCAGAAGCAAAAUUGGACGAAUACAUUGCCAUUGCUAAAGAGAAGCAUGGGUACAACAUGGAACAGGCUCUUGGGAUGCUCUUUUGGCAUAAGCAUAAUAUUGAAAAAUCAUUGGCUGAUUUGCCCAACUUUACCCCCUUCCCAGAUGAGUGGACUGUGGAAGAUAAAGUCUUAUUUGAGCAAGCCUUUAGUUUUCACGGGAAAACUUUUCAUAGAAUCCAACAAAUGCUUCCUGAUAAAUCUAUAGCAAGUCUGGUGAAAUUUUACUACUCCUGGAAGAAGACGAGGACCAAAACCAGCGUGAUGGAUCGCCACGCCCGGAAACAGAAACGGGAGCGGGAGGAAAGUGAGGAUGAACUGGAAGAAACAAAUGGAAAUAACCCCAUUGACAUUGAGAUUGAUCAAAACAAGGAAAGCAAAAAGGAGGUGCCCCCUACUGAGACAAUUCCUCAGAUCAAAAAAGAAAAACAUAGUACACAAGCUAAAAAUAGAGCAAAAAGGAAACCUCCAAAAGGAAUGUUUCUUUCUCAAGAAGACGUGGAGGCUGUUUCUGCCAAUGCCACUGCUGCUACCACGGUGCUGAGACAACUGGACAUGGAGCUGGUGUCAAUCAAACGACAGAUUCAGAAUAUUAAACAGACGAACAGUGCUCUAAAAGAAAAACUUGAUGGUGGAAUAGAACCAUAUCGACUUCCAGAGGUCAUUCAGAAAUGUAACGCACGUUGGACCACAGAGGAGCAGCUGCUCGCCGUGCAAGCCAUCAGGAAGUAUGGCCGAGAUUUUCAGGCAAUCUCAGAUGUGAUUGGGAACAAAUCAGUGGUACAAGUGAAAAACUUUUUUGUAAAUUAUCGACGCCGCUUCAACAUCGAUGAAGUUUUACAAGAAUGGGAGGCAGAACAUGGGAAAGAAGAAGCCAAUGGUCCCGGUGACCAGAAACCCGUAACGUCCCCGGAUAAUUCUGUCAAGAUGCCUGAAGAGGAAGAUGAGGCUGCUUCUGUUCUUGACGUCAGAUACGCAUCUGCCUCAUGAGAAACUGGUGGCUUUGAGCACUUGGUAUGGACGACGGUGUUAUCCAGGAUUCAGGUAUUACAGGACAUCACCUAGCCAUCCGCAUCACAUCUCUGUGGACAAGCAGCUAUUACCAAAAAGGCAUACACUUCCAGUCCUGUGCUACAUCGGCCUUAAUUCUCUGCUCGUUCCUCCGUGUUGGCGCCGCUUCCCAGAGAGCUCUUUGCGUCUCUUGCUCUGCCUGAGUGGGGGGGUCCCGCGGCCUGCGCGCCGCCUGCGACCCUGGGGACCCCCGGCCCAGCC